Daucus carota subsp. sativus is the source of this 1107-nucleotide messenger RNA. RefSeq lists its product as uncharacterized. The record is from RefSeq and is a predicted model, not a curated record. Gene Ontology annotation, cellular component: glycosylphosphatidylinositol-N-acetylglucosaminyltransferase (GPI-GnT) complex. Gene Ontology annotation, biological process: GPI anchor biosynthetic process. The transcript is spliced from 6 exons. Lineage: Eukaryota; Viridiplantae; Streptophyta; Magnoliopsida; Apiales; Apiaceae. The coding region runs from base 202 to 765 and encodes 187 amino acids.
UAAAACAUGGGUCAAAAAACAGAGCGCGUAUACUCGAAAGCCAAACGGUGUACGGUUUUGAUUGAUGUUGUACACAGAGUACCCGACCCGAAUCACAUUCCAACACUCCUCGCAAGUCUCAAUUCAUCUCCGGAAGUACCCACAUUAAACAUAACAUGAACUGUAGAGUUGCUGAAUCACAGUGUUGUACUAGAUAUAUAAAUGCUCAUUGAUUCAGGUGUUCACGAUGGUGCUAGCUCUAAUUGUACUCCAACGAUGGUGGAAUCCAACGCCAGAUUUACAUACAUUCAUCACUACACAACUCUUCUCGACACACACCAUCUUGUUGUUCGACCAAAUGCCUCAGUGACUUUCUUUCUUUUUAUUUCUCGGUUUCUUCUCGUUGUGAUUCCCUUUCUUCUAUUGCUCCUCAAGGAUAAAUCAGCUACUUUACUUCUCUGGAUUCUCCUUGUAAUAGCAUUACUCAUUAAAUCAUUGUUAUGGAAGCAUGUUGAUAAAGAAUCAAUUAUAAUCAUGCCAAGUUUUGGAGUACAGCUAGAAACUCAAUACCGAAGUGGGAGCAAGUUCAGGCGGUUCAUCCCAAUGAGCAAAAUUUUGAAACCAGUGCUUAACGAAUGUGUGACUCCUGUUACUUGCUACUGGAGUUUGUCUCUAAUUGUAAGAGGUGAAGAAGAACUUACAUUAGUUUUCAAGGAAUUGCAUCCACCCAUUAAAAUGUUAGUUCCUAUCUGGAAGGCUUUGUGCACAGCUGCCGAUUGUAGAUAAAACUCGAGCAAGGUUGGAGAAAAAACUUUUACUCCAGAAGAAGAUGACAGUAACUACUGGGAUCAAGAUUAUCGAAUUAUGUACCGAGAGAUUGCUCUAUAUCAGCGACAGCCAUGAAUUUUUUGGAAAUAGUUACAUCCUGCUCAGUUACUGUAACUUAUCAAAUAUUACACAAAUCAGAUUUCAUAGAACAUGAUCUUGGAAACUUUAGUGUAGAAUUUACUGAAUCCUAGCACUUAUUUAGAUUAGCCUAAUAGUGUUAUCAUACUAACAUUUUGCUCCAGUACCAAAUGUUGUAUUUUUAUACUUCAAUUGUAAAGCAUUAUCUGAUUCAACAUCAAA